Messenger RNA from Aedes aegypti (yellow fever mosquito), 6523 nucleotides. RefSeq names its product proteasome activator complex subunit 4B. The coding region runs from base 484 to 6126 and encodes 1880 amino acids. NCBI's taxonomy places the organism in Eukaryota, Metazoa, Arthropoda, Insecta, Diptera, Culicidae. Gene Ontology annotation, molecular function: proteasome binding; peptidase activator activity. The record is from RefSeq and is a predicted model, not a curated record. Gene Ontology annotation, cellular component: cytosol; nucleus. The transcript is spliced from 10 exons. Gene Ontology annotation, biological process: proteasomal ubiquitin-independent protein catabolic process.
CGGACGUAAUGACUUUUCUUUUCAUUGCAAUGAUUGCCACAGUUUGAGCUGCAGCCAGUGAAUUUGAAUGCAAAUUUUUCCAAUUUAGUUCGAUAAUCAGUGCAAUUGAGUGCAAUCCUGUGGUGCAGUGAAUGCUCGAGAAGCAAACGCCGUAGAAGGUUGGGAUCGUAGUGGCCGUCCGGACGGGGAAAUUGGCCUGUGAAAAGGUGGACUCAGAUCGACCCAGACGGAAGAGAAGAAAGUGCAAAUUCCAUUGUGUUUUGGUGCUCCACAUCGGGGCUGCGUAGUGUUUAGAAAAACGAUUCAAUAGAAGGAGGAAUAGGGUUAAGAAAUUGAACAGAUCUCGUGAGACAUUUUGCCUCCCGGAGAGUGACUUGGCGCUUGUGGAUUGACUAUUGGAAGUGCUAGAAAAUUGUUUUCGGAGGAACAUAAAGCGUGGAAAGGUUAGCUUGAAGGAGGAAGAGCGCCAAGAGCCUGAGAGCCAUGGACGAUGAAAGUAGUGACAGCUUGGAGUUGAGCCGGAGCAAGCGGAAUGAACGAAUCGAAAAGCUGGGAUUCCGUCCGCAGAAGGAACUGUUUUGUAACAAGUUCCUUCCGUAUGCCGACAGGCUGGACGAUGAGUCGCAGGCCAUGCUGGAGAACAUCAAGAACAAUCUCGGCAAGGCGGCCGCGAUGCGGGAAAUCACGCCAGGCGUUUCGAUCUACGUUUCGCGACUGAUGAAGUACAUCAAGUUGUAUGGGAUGAAAUUUUCCAAGGAGGAUCACAUCAAAUUCGUGAAGUUGCUUCUAGAGCUGAUUAACAUUCCGAAUCUGGAGCCGGAUAAGGUGAACAAGUUUUGUUACGCGAUUACCAGUCUAUUGAGGAAACCGGAAUGGCUCAGCCCGGAUGACAUCCAGAUUGAUUGGCGACCGCUCUACAGACUUUGCAAUUUGAUCUUGAACAAGAACAGCAGCAAGGGUGACCUGUAUCGUUAUUUUGCAUGGGAUACGAAUAGGAGCAAGUCUGUGAACACGUCUCCACUGGCCAUGUUACUUAAAGCUGCCAGCGAAAUGGGUUACGAUGUUUCUUCCUUCCUCGCGAACCAUAAUGUCGGUGAUGAUGAUGAUUUACCAUCCUUGGAGACCAACUUGCAGUUUGUUAUCCAGUACUGCGCUCCCUACUUUCCCCGGUCUGCUACGCAAGAAAUCCUCGAUGAGUUGCUACCCAAGCUACAGCCACUGGACACGGGCAAAAGUUUCGACACGUUUGGACUGCUGCACACCUUCUUGAGCUGUGAACACGAUUACGAUCUGUGGUUCGACAAGUUCAUGACCAUUUGGGAUGCGUAUCACAAUCCACCGUGGAGUAUCGACAUGAUGAUCAUUUUCGCGACGGUCGGAUUCAAAAACAUUGGCUACAUUGACUGGGAACCUUAUAUUCCGACUAUGUUCGCCAGAAUUAUACGGUCAAUCGAUUUCCCAGUCAGCUACAAGAGCACGAAGAGCUCUAAACUUCAAGGUUUGACGCCGCAGUCUAUCGCCAUUUGGAUUGUGGCGGUACUGGGCCCGAAGAGCUCCGCUCAGCAGUAUCUGAACAAGUUUAUGGCUACUAUUGAGUCAUACUUGCAUCCGGCUAAUAUGGGGAAGUGGGUUUCUAUGCUGGGUGAGAUUCUGAUUCAGCUGCCUAAAUAUUUCUUCGAUCGUUUGAUUCUGGAGAGAUAUCGAAAGCAUCCCUACAGGAGACCUAUUCCGGAGAGUCACAAACUAACAGAGGAAUGCAUAACCGCUUUUGUAGAGUGCAUGAAACCAGUGGCGUUCCAGGCGAUGUAUUCCCGAAUAAACCCUCAGGAAGUGGGCAAAAUCUUCCAACACUUGGCUGAUUUGCGACCGGAGUUGAUCAUUCCUUCGAUCAUCGAUCGUGUUUACACUAGUUUAGAUUCGCUGACGGAGCCACACAAAAUGACUGCCGCACUGCAAAGUUUGAUUAGCGUAUCGAGAGCACUGGUUUCCGGGCACAACGGCUACACUGAAGGACGAAAUCAUGUGAUACCGAUUUUCUUUGCAACCCUUCCAGGAAUUGAUCCAAAUGACUUCAAAAAGACAUCCAUUACAUUCCAUUUCUUGACCUCGAUCUCGUUCUUGAUACCGAUUACGGACUGCUCAAAGGCGGGUCUCUAUCACGACCUAACGGACGACGAGCGUUUGUUGUGCGAGCAGACGGCAGACUUUGAGGAUUUUGUACUGCAGUACAUGGAUAGGAUUUUCUUACUAAUCGAAAGCAGUUCGGUGGAUAACGUUCGCAUGGAGCAAUCCGAUGCCGAUUCUAUGCGCUCCAAAAUGGAAUCAAUUUCCGAAGCAUUGGUUCAGGCUUGUACACACGGUAUCUUGGGACAGUGCUCGAAGGACAUUUUGAAUUCCUCAUCCAAGAAGCUGAUCGAUUUUGUUAAGACGCGCUUGUUAGAACCUAAAGUGGCUGGGCAGCUGGUUGGUUGCUUGGUCAGAGUUUUCGCUAGGAUCCAUGGUAAAGAAGUACUUCGGGCUUUGGUGCCGUACGUGCUGCAAACGAUAGAACGAUAUAUCGAAGAUCACGACGAUAUUGCCGAAGUGGAAAAGAUGAGCGAUGAAAUGCUGUACUACUUACUGCUGCUCACCAAUAUGAUGCGUGGAGAUCCAGGGGAGAUUGUAAAAUAUGUGGACGAUUCUCUGCCGAUUAUCGAUCAAAUACUUAAGUUUAAAUGCAAGCAAGCGAAUAAAUACGGCUCGACAAUGGUUGCAAACAUGAUGAGCAACUUAUCCACCAUGCAGACCUUGGAUGUAAAAAAUAGCCCGGAUAGCUUUGAGAAGCCACUUUCGGAAUUUUUACCCAUAAGAAAUUGGGGCGAGAAGAUGGGUUGUGAUGGGAAAAUCGAUUGGUGUUUCCCAGGAGAAGAAUCGCGCAAGGUCUGUGAGAAGCUCAUGCAUAGGUAUUUGAUCCCAAUUCUGGACAACUUCCAAAAGCAUUGCGCUGGUGAAAUAGAGAUGAGCCGUGAUGAUAUCAAUAGGGACGUGACCAUAAUUCAAUCUUUGAUCAGGUGCUCAAACUUCCUACCGAACUGGGAUGAUGAGGAGCCAUUGAAGAUGCUUGAAACUUGCCUGGAUCGCUCAGAAAUGAAGUACAACGUGACAAGAGGCUUCGACGAUCUGAUUAUCAGAAUGCCAGAUGGUGGAAAUGUUCGAAAAGCUAUUAUAAAAUCUCUGAGCGCUUUGCAACGCCAUAUCCUGCUCAAAUCGGAAGAUGACAUCAAAUCUCUCAAAGCGAUUCUCCUUGUGUACGAAAAGAUUUUCAUACGGAAGCACUCCAACAGUGCCUUCGACGUGCAAGUGAAAAAUUUCAACAAUACCAAAAAGUUCCAAACGUACAAGCUGACCCGGUAUAAGCGGGAUGUUCGUGCGGUUGUCGCAACCAGGGUCAUCAUGCAGCAGGAUUGUCGAGAUGAGGUCGAUCAACCGCUGUUCACUGCCACCCAUUUGGAGGUGAUGAUGAAUCUGUUCGAACUGUCAACGUCACACUACAGCAGUGUCCGCGCUACCGCUCAAAAUAAGCUCUUCACAAUGCUGUCUACCUUUUCGUUCAGCUAUCGGUUCUUGGCGGACAAAAUUGUAGAGCACCUUCAGAUGGACGCCAACGAGAAGCAUGAGCAGUUUAAAGGUAUCCUCUACAUCCUGGUAGCGAAUCGACGAUCUCGUCUCGUCAUCAAGCACGACUGGGAGUUCCUGCAGCGAAUAUGGAUAGCUUUGCUGCAGUCCAAACUUUCAGAAAAACCAUCGGUCGUGAAACUGCUGGACGCUGUAACGGACGUAAUCAACAAUGAGUAUCCAACGACCACAACCGAAUUGGUCGUUCCGGAUACAUGCGUUGAAUAUGGCUUAGCUCUGCGAACCAGAAAUGAUACUUUGGAUCUGGAGGCUGGUCGUGAAGCCAGAUUGGCCAAAAACAAACGAAAUCUCGAUAUUUACUACGAACUGAUUGCACAAAUCCUUGCCUCGGUUGAGAAUGACAAACUCCAUUGGAGGUACCACUAUCUGGCCACGUCGAUGUUGUAUAAUCUUGUACACCCACUGACCGCUUUUCCACCCACUGUAGCGCAGUUUGCAGUUAACAAUUUGAUUCACGAUUCGCUGCAUGAGCGAAAGAUGGCGAAUUGUUUGCUGAAUCACAUAUUGCGCCAACAAAAAAGAGAGCAUAUGAAAAUCGUCGUAAAUCCCUAUGAAAUUGCUGGUAUUCCGGAUAAAGCACCACCAAAUGGAUCAAGUGUUCAGCCUGGUUAUCGGGAAGAUAAUCUCUGGUUACAGUAUGAUGUUGAGAAAGUACCGAAAAAUCAACAAGAUUGGGACCAGCCUCGUUACAUGUACAAAACGGAUGGUUACUUUGGCUGGAGCACCAACUUUUCCGUUUAUGCACCUAGUGCAGAUCAACCAAAGCUUGAUCGAACACCCGAGGAAAUGAAUGAGUGUGAGAAGAUCAUUUACACUUUCUUUAUUCAGCAGGAAAAUGUAGAUAAACUUAUCAAAUUUUGGGCUCUGGAAGAGAAAAAAGGACGUGACAAGUUCAACCGGAAUCGGUUCUGCCUAGUAAAGGGAUUGAUGAAUGCGUUUGGUGAUCUCUUCAUUGACAAAUUUGUAACCCAUUUGCGUCCUCUUAUUGAGGACAAAGCUUCAGAAAGCAGUCACCGUUGCGCCGCAGAAAUAAUGGCCGGCAUUAUGAGAGGAGCCAAGCAUUGGCCGUAUGACAAAACUGCCAACAUGUACAACGAUUUGGUCCCUUUGGUUCGGUUAGCGUUAAACAACGUUACCGUUGAUACCGACGUGUACUGGGGAACGUGUUUUGCCACAGCUGCCGAAUUUAUGGACCCCUCGAAGCAAUAUUGGCUCCACGAGGCACUUUUGGAGGAUCCUCUCCAAGAAACGACCAGCUUCAUCGACUGCAAUCGAUUGUACUGUUUGCAAGGGGCAUUCAACCAGCAUGUCUGGCGAAUGACAAGUGUGGCGAAGCGCUUGCUAGAGUAUCUACGACCGUACCUGAAUCACUCGUUCCAGAAUGUACGGGAACGUCUUGGUAGCACGCUGAUCAACAUUUUCGAAUCGGACUUGCGAUUCGCAGGGGUCCAAGGACUAGAACUGUCGCCAAAGAUCAGCGAUAUGAUUGGAUACGUAAAGCCUAAGCUGCUUGUUUUGCUGAAGGAAGACUGUCCCACUGAGUCGAUGGGUGACAAAAUGGAAGUGGCUGAAGAUUCCGGUGAGAAUUCUAAAAAGGAAGAAAGCGAGUACGACGUGGCUGUUCGUUUGUUUAAAACUGUGGGUCAAUGGCUAACAUGCGCAAUCAAUCGGUGUUCCAAUGGCAACGAGAUAGAAUACUUCGAGCUGUUGCCGAUCGCUUGUCGAUUGGAACGUUCGGAACAGGAUCAAGAACUGGCGGAAAUUUGCACCACUCUACUGGCCAUGAUCUCUCAGGCGCUCACAUUGGUUCCCUGUAUGGACGCCGCAUUGACUAAAAUAGACGAAAUCUCCAAAAUGACCUCGUGGUCUGCGCGACGAUCAGUCAUUGACGUGCUCCAGGUGUUGGUAUUCUAUAACAUGACAAUAAUUUUGAGCAACGAAAAGUGGAAAAUGAAAACGCAGGAAAUCGUUCUGCGAUUACUGGAAGACAAUGUCGUAGAAGUUCGUGAGAAAGCUGCCGAAGUGCUCUGCGGAUUGCUUCACUGUUCAUUCCUUACGGCGACAGACGAGCUGUUGGAAUUGUUCAAGGAAAAGUGUCGCACGAAGAUGAUCAAAGCUAAGCGAUUAAAGGUGGCUGCGAGCUGCUCCAACGAAGUUGCCAAAAUCGAAGGAGAAGCGAAUGCCGUCCGUGCUCGCCAUUCUGGCGUUCUCGGUUUAUGUGCCUUUAUAUCUGCGUAUCCAUAUGAAGUGCAUGAGUUUGUACCGAAUGUGUUCGAACACUUAGGAGCGCAUUUGAACGAUCCGCAGCCUAUUCCAGCAACGAUAAGGAAGACUAUGGGUGACUUCAAGCGAACGCAUCACGAUAACUGGGAGAUCCAUCAGCUCAAGUUUACCGAAGACCAGUUGGCUGUGCUGAGUGACUUAACGAUUCCUCCGUCGUAUUAUGCUUAAAUUUUAGAGACGUAGUCACUACGGACACUUAAUCAUAGACUUGCGGAUCCAUUUAAAAUGAAUUACAUGGUUUCAUUGUUAUUAUCUAUUUAUCUGUUCUCUUUUUUGUGACUUCGCUCGUAUUAUAGUUGCAGUUGAUUUGAGUUUUCCGCAAGUCUAUGUAAAAAGUUUCUAUAGACCUUCUAAUAGCAGGAUAAUGGGAACGCUAAUUUGGAUGUAUUAUUUUAUCAUGUGCGGUUUUAGACGUCACAACGACUGUUUGAAGGGUACUUGAGCAUUUUUUGGUUAUUAGGUUAUAGGUAAACAAAUGUAUAGCAAAUGUAAAUAAGGUUUUAAUAUAUAUAAUCUGUGCAGUUUUUGGUUAACGUCAAUAUAUUUGCAGCUUUUACAAUGUUCA